This is a messenger RNA of Aspergillus tanneri, 753 nucleotides long. RefSeq lists its product as uncharacterized. The coding region runs from base 1 to 753 and encodes 250 amino acids. Lineage: Eukaryota; Fungi; Ascomycota; Eurotiomycetes; Eurotiales; Aspergillaceae. The transcript is spliced from 3 exons. The record is from RefSeq and is a predicted model, not a curated record.
AUGGCUGCUCCUCGGUCUACCUCACUGCGUGCUUUACGCAUCCUCUCCCAGCAGCAUACUGCUGCUCCCAGUAUUCGCCGGGGUUUGUGUAUUACGAGCGCUAAGGAGGCCCAAACGGCCAAUAUCUCGGAUAGGAGCUCCUUGUAUACUGCUCGCAGCUUGCCUGAUCUCAAGAGUGAGUGCCAGCGGAGAUCCCUGACGUCCAACGGCAGCCAUUCGGAGCUGGUGGAACGCCUUGCAAACCAUGACUUCCUUCAAUCCCGCGCCUUUAGCAUUGCCAUGCGGAGAAUCAACGGCAGCUCUACCUCCCAGAAUACCGGUCGUCAGUUCAACACUUCUCGUGCCCAGAAGGCCGUAAAUGACUCAUCCACUGUGGAUUUCGCGUACCUGCCGUCCAUGGCGGACAUUGAUGCUCCUGCUCCUCGCGCGGAUCCGCGCAUCCCGAUCCCUCCCGAUGCCUACACCCACCAUGACUCGGCCCACUUCUCCAGUCUCCCCAUGAAACCCCAGGUCUACACGGUAUCCGGGGAGGGGGCCGAUGUCUCCGCCAGUCCGAUGACGGAGGUUGUGGACAACCACGCGGUAGAUAUCGACCCGUUUUCCCUGACAGAGACGGUUGGCAAGUCCCGCUUCGGGGAGGAGAUCCAGCGACACAGGAACGGGUCCAACGAACGGGGUGUAGUGCGAGAACUGUGGACCGAGAUGCUGGACGAUCUUAUAGGAUCCAAACAGCCGAGUCAGCGUAAACAUUGA